AUGGUGAUUUUGGCGAAGAGCAGCCCGGACUGCAUCAUCUGGUGUGGUGUGCUGCACCAGUCCGUGCUUUCUCAUUUCCGCCAGCCUCCCUCCCCCCCCUCCCUCCUCGUCCACCUCCACCUCCACCUCCAUCUCCACGACCACCACCCCUUCGCCUUCUACGCUCAGCAACAUCACGUCUUGGCACCCACUUUCAAUUGUUGGCCUUGGCGAUUGUUGAAUUCUCUACCUUCCACUCUUGCCAACUCUUUCGGCGCCAACAUCCUCAACCACUCGCUGUUACCGCGGACGAUUUUCGAUGAUAUGUGCAAGAAGCAGGAUUUGGGCGCCUUCCAAUUUCACGCAAUCGCCUUGGUUCUCAGCCACCAGCGUGCAAGGUCUCUUGCGCUGUACUCGGGCAACACUCCAGCUGUGCGCAUCUCCUGCACUGGCAAGAUGAGUAGACAGAUGCUUGUGGCCGGGAGAACGGCUACGAUUACUCCUCUUGACUACCGGUCUGCAGCGGCUGAUGCAAUCCUGGCGCCGGGCUGCUCGCCUUAUCCUGACACAGAAGUUCCAUGUCAGAACAUUAUGACAGUCCGCCGAAAGAGACCCCGAUGGUAUUCCACGGCUCAUGCUUCCGACGAGGUCCGCCUUCCACCCGGCGACGAGCACGGCGUCGGCAAGAUCAUGGAGCUGUGCAUCUGUCGUACUGGGAGCAUGCGACUAUGCCUUCCAAGCAUCGUGGCUACGACUUCGCUUCUGACAUUUCUCUGGCUCACAGGGACUGGGUCUUGGCUGCGUUUGACAGCUUUUGUCUCACAUAACACUCGAUGGUGCCUGCAUCACUGGAAGCACUUAGAUAUACAUUGGUCGAUCAGGACGUUACUCAUCUGCUUCACUCGUUGCACCCGGCAGUGGAAGGUAAGGCUGAGGCCUGGCGACUUCCUUCGUCAUAUCACAGCUCACAUCCACCCCUUUGGGAGCUCUUUACAUGCACAGGGUGGGAAUGAACGAAGACUGUACUAUCUCGUGCUGCCAGUCAUCAACUGGAACUCUUGGUUUGACGACAAUAUUCGCGGAACGACAGUCACAGCCUGCAAGUGGUUCGAAAGACAUAUAAAUGCUCUCAACUACCGAGCCGACAGUGAUCUCAGAUCAAUACUCGGCUGCAGAAAUAUGGCGCCUUGGUGGUGGGUGAAGUGGAUCCGCAGGCCGUGUCGAGGCCAAAUCGGGCGGUACGCAUUGACGAAGAACGCCACAAGCAUUGGAAUGGGUGUGCGAGCAAGACAGAUGCUUUCCCGCCGGAAUCUGAGUUCCUCGUCUCACUAUUGGAAGUGCGUUGUCACAGUCCCUGUCAGUCCUGAGUCGCUACUUCACCCAAUCUUCCAGCCCUAUCACCCAUGCAACAUCGCACGUGCUGUUGCAGCCUUCCUCUCCCUCUCGACCAGUCAUCGCCCGACAUCGCUGCCAACGACUCUUCGCAAGGCAAUGCCUCAGCACCGUGGUCCAAGCUCUGCCGAUCACUGCAAUACCACAAUAUGCGGCAGCCUCACAUGCCACGCAGCGGUCGAGGGAUACAAGUCUGGCACCAUCGUGCUCAGCAUGUCCUGCCAAUGCUUUCGCCAGACAAGCAUUCCACAAUGCUCGCUUGGCCGCCAGCAACUUAGGGCACUGCGCAUCCUCGCAUGCCCGAUCAACAACACCGUCAUCGCGGUGACAUACGAUAUCCACGGGCACCAUAAGUAUGUCGUCUUCACCGCCAACGAGGCCUCGCAGUCUUCAGCAUCAUUCGUGCUAAGCUCAUCAUCAGACUUGCAAACCAGCACUGGCAAAGGUCCUUCACCACUUGCUCUUGCAUUCGCACGGUCACUGCAGCCAGCUUGGUGGCCGCUACCGCCUCACUUUACCCUACCUGAUCUUCUGCACCCAACUUCUUCUACUUGCACCUCCAGUAACAUCUGCUCCAUCGUCCCAGAAUCAACUCAUUCUCGAUCCAGCACCUUACGAAGAUGUCGGCACCCAGUGACCAACCCAGAGUCUGUUCCCACUGGCAACCUGGUCAGCGCUUUUUCUCCUGCCAAACAUGCCUGGACAGAAUCCAUCUUGGAUACACUCUGCUUAGCCACAGCGAACAUGAAAGCAUGCGGCGCUACUUACGGGACGAGCAAGCAAGGGCCCAACGUGAGUAAAAUUUUGUCGAGAGGAGGCCGUCGGAUUCCACUGACCUCGGCCAGCCUGGGACAAGGGCGCGACACCCGAACAGGUCCCACUUCCGGCCUUGGAUCCGUGCUCGACACUUGGGGCAGAGAGGUCCUGCCUUCUACGUACCCGUACGCAAGAGAGCUCACGGAGUUGGACAGCGUCAGUGGAUUCGACGUGAGUCGUAAUGGAGACCAAUCCAACCAGCAGAACAGUCGCGCUCCUCGACCGCCGCCGCGCCGUCGAACGUCAAGUGCAACGCAAUACGUGAACCCAGGACCUUCUGAUCGAAGAAUGGACAGUAGUCAGCAGAUCACAUAUCGCAUCCACAACUCCGCGCAACGACGAAGACCGCUACGUUCCAUCACAGGCACCUCGGCUCACAACUCCCGCAACUCAAGAUCUACCUCUAAUGAAGAUGUGGGUGAGAGUACCGACUUCGUCGAAGAGACCGAGAGGCCGCUACUAGUCUUGCUUGCGGGUCACCCUCAUAUAUCUCUCGUCCAUACCACGUGGACAUCUUUCAGUCUUGUUUUGAUCGUCCUGGCUCCCGUACGCAAACCUCGCGCCAAGAAACAACGUGAAACAUCACAGCCCUCCCGCAACGCACCAAAGACUGCGACACACGAAUCCUCGACCACAACUCGCACUUCUCAAGAACUUUUCUCACCAAGAUCUCAAGACGCUCAUCUCUCCUCCUUUUUAGCACCUCCCGCAAUCCAACCUAGCACUUCGCUGCUCUCGGCUUCUAGUCAUUUUUCGAAGUCUGCUGCAUCGCCCCCUGUCGUACUUCAGAGGCUCGAUUCCCAACUCAUGCUGUCUCCUGGCUAG
Pseudocercospora fijiensis CIRAD86 is the source of this 3012-nucleotide messenger RNA. RefSeq lists its product as uncharacterized. The transcript is spliced from 23 exons. NCBI's taxonomy places the organism in Eukaryota, Fungi, Ascomycota, Dothideomycetes, Mycosphaerellales, Mycosphaerellaceae. The record is from RefSeq and is a predicted model, not a curated record. Bases 1 to 3012 code for a protein of 1003 amino acids.